Molecule: messenger RNA, 8442 nt
Organism: Vespula vulgaris
Lineage: Eukaryota; Metazoa; Arthropoda; Insecta; Hymenoptera; Vespidae
Gene: Klc
Product: kinesin light chain
Exons: 10
Coding region: 1508-3253 (581 amino acids)
Biological process (GO): microtubule-based movement
Cellular component (GO): membrane-bounded organelle; cytoplasm; kinesin complex
Molecular function (GO): kinesin binding
Source: RefSeq, a predicted model, not a curated record
CGUGUAAUCCGAAAGAUCAUACUAAAAUCUUUUCAGACGGAAAGAAACGAUUUAACGUUUAUCAUUCGUUAGUGACUAAUUAACAGUGAAUUCUAAAAUAUAGUUACGUUCAUUUGUAAUGCAACUCUAUAGAACGGUGUAACUAAAUAUGUGAUCAUCAUCGUCCACGUUCGACUAUAACGAGAAACUCGCCAUCUUAGUCAAUCUUAAGCCUGCGAACCGUGUCGAGUCGAAAUCUCUAUGGAACUUUUCUCUUGCGCUUUCGACCGUUUCGAUACGGUUUUCAGGUAACAAAAAAAAAAAAAAGGAAAAGAAAAGAAAAGAAAAUACUCGGACAAAAAAAAAAAAGAUACGUAGAGAGUAUUAUCCUCGUGUUAACAGCUAUUGUCUAACGUUCGCGUUGAUAUCGCGACCAGGCGAAUGGAAUUAAUUUCAUUUCUGUGUCUACGUUCGUCGUUGUGUAUCACCAGUAAUAAUUCUUCUUUACCGAAGAGCGAACGGAAAAAAAACUUUGGAUAAUCUCAAUCUUGACGGACGUUUAACGUUCUAAAAGUCUACGUUCAUCGAUACGUUAUCGUUGUAUAUCGAACAAAAAAAAAAGAAGAAGAAGAAGAAGAAGAAAAGAAGAAAAGAAAGAAAAGGAAAAAAAGAAAACAACAACGAAGAGAUCGUGAUAUUCUCUACAAUAGUGGGAUGAUACAUUGAGAGUGGAGGAGGAUUCCUGCAUGGACCGUUCUCAAGAAAUGAUCUCGUUGAAGUAUGUAAGAAAAAAAAAGGGGGAUUACAUAUAAGACGUGACCAAUCCCCUCAAUGAUCGCCCUUUACCUUCGGAAAGCUUCCCACUGACCAAGUAACGUUUUCAUUGUCACAUCCCCAAGUUGAUUCUUACCAAAGGACAGGAAAAAGGCGGUAUAUUCUGUUUCGUACAAAACCGGCAGGCCAUUCAUAUCGUUGCACCCUCUCGACAUUGCAGGAACGUUAGAUUGCGUGUAACCCAGCCUAUAGGAAGUCGACUAUGAGAAGGGGUAUCGCGCAAGCGUGUUUCUAUCAUCCACCCCCUUGAACGAAGAGAAAGAGGGUGGGAAGGCAAAGCUUAACCCUCAGUGAGAAUUUAAACGCGAGAUCGCGCGGACAGUAAAGUCCAAUCCCGUGAUUAAAACUAUCAUGGGAAAACACGUAUAAAAUAUAUAUAUCUAUACAUAUAAUAAUAUAAUAUAAUAUAAUAUAUAUUUUUCUAUAUCCUAACAAUAAAAAUAAUUCAAUGAUUUUAACAUAAUUUAAACGUAAUCAUGAAAUUAAUAAUACAUUAAAACAUUCAAUGGUGACAAUAUUUUUCGUCGUUAACCGUGACCAUUCUACUUCUUCUUCUGCUGCUUCUUCUACAUCUUCUUCUUCUUCUUCUUUGCGAGAAUAACGAAGAACAGAGUCCGGUCGUUAUAGAUAAAAAAAAAUCUAUCUUUUUUAUACGAACGAAUAGGUAAGGUCCGAAGAGAAUCCGACAUUACCGAUGGGUAGAACACAUAUGUCAAAAACGCUGAACGCUUAUAGAAUCAAAAAAAUAGAAACUAUUGGCAGGAUGACGGCCAUGACGCAGGAAGAAAUAAUAGCUGGGGCACGUACAGUGGCCCAGGGAUUGGAGGCUCUGCGCGUAGAACACAGUGGUCUCUUACAGGGAUUACAAUCACAGGAUGCACCAGCUGCGCGAGAUAAAGCCAAUCUGUUAUCGAAGAACAUUGAAAUGAUAGAAUUGGGUUUAGGAGAAGCUCAAGUGAUGAUGGCAUUAGCGAGUCAUCUGCAAAUGGUAGAAGCAGAGAAACAAAAACUUAGGACUCAAGUUAGAAGAUUGUGUCAAGAGAACGCAUGGCUGAGAGACGAAUUGGCAGGAACGCAACAAAAGUUACAAGCUAGCGAACAAGCGGUUGCUCAACUGGAAGAGGAAAAGAAACAUUUGGAAUUUAUGACCAGUAUGAGACAAUAUGAUCCUGAUCCUUCUGCGGAUGAUGAAAAUGCUAAAGAUAGGCCAAAAGAUGAUCCCGUAGUUGAUUUGUUUCCUGAUGAUGAUGCUGAUGACCGAAACACAAUAUCACCUACACCGCCAUCACAAUUCGCACAGCAAGUCAAUGCUGGAUAUGAAAUACCAGCACGCUUGCGUACUUUGCACAAUUUGGUAAUACAAUACGCGAGUCAAGGACGUUAUGAAGUAGCUGUACCUUUAUGCAAACAAGCAUUGGAAGAUUUAGAAAAAACUUCCGGUCAUGAUCAUCCCGAUGUCGCAACGAUGUUAAAUAUCUUAGCAUUGGUAUAUCGAGAUCAAAAUAAAUAUAAGGAAGCAGCUAACCUUUUAAACGAUGCUUUAGCUAUAAGAGAGAAAACGCUUGGUGAAAAUCACCCUGCGGUUGCAGCAACCUUAAAUAACCUUGCAGUUUUAUAUGGAAAGCGAGGAAAAUACAAUGAAGCAGAACCAUUGUGUAAGAGAGCCCUUGCAAUUCGAGAAAAAGUUCUUGGAUAUGAACAUCCAGAUGUAGCUAAACAAUUAAACAAUCUUGCGCUACUAUGUCAAAACCAAGGAAAAUAUGAAGAAGUAGAACGUUAUUAUCAGCGAGCUUUAGAAAUAUAUGAAGCAAAACUUGGUCCGGAUGAUCCUAAUGUAGCCAAAACGAAAAAUAAUCUUGCUUCUUGUUACUUGAAACAAGGCAAAUAUAAGGGUGCCGAAAUUCUAUAUAAACAAGUAUUGACUAGAGCACAUGAGAAAGAAUUUGGUGCUAUUGAUGAAGAUAACAAACCUAUUUGGCAGGUUGCGGAAGAACGAGAAGAAAAUAAACAUAAAAAUAAAGAAAAUACUCCUUAUGGCGAAUACGGUGGUUGGCAUAAAGCGGCUAAGGUCGAUUCCCCAACGGUUACGACUACUUUGAAAAAUCUUAGUUCCCUAUAUAGAAGACUAGGCAAAUACGAGGCUGCAGAAACUCUUGAAGACUGUGCCUUCAGAUCAAGAAAAGAGCAUGUACAGCAGGCAUUAGAUCUAGUGAAACAAGCUAAGGUGGCUCAAAUAUUAGGAGAUGAAAAAGGAACUACUAGACGUGGAUCACGAUCGAGUUUGGCUAAUAGCGAACACGAACAACACGACGAGGGUUCGCUGCCACUGGUGCAAAGGGCGCUACAUGAAGGACAAUCUGGCCACCACGACGCUAGUCCUAACAAACCCGGUUUUAAAAACAAGAUCUUUCAAGCUUUCGGGAUUCAUUCUUCCACGUAGGAUAAUUGUCCGUUUGUAGUAUCGCUUGUCACUGAUUUUUCCCUAUAUGUACGCAGAUUUUAAACUACUGCUGAAUAUCUAUAUUCUUAGGAAAGGAGGGCAAUUGAAUAUUAAGGGGAUCCUUAUUUUAGGUAUCCUUAAACUUCACACAAUUAUCACGUUGUGUUCUAAAACGCUGAAAAAUACUAUAAUCGUGCGAUAUGUGUCUCGUAGAGUUGGUCUUUUUAGGGACAUGUACAACUGGCUGUACACAUGUGUUUCUCUUUGUUUCUCGGCACUGAAUAUAAUUUCAUUGCACUUGCAUAAUUUCGAGAAGAGAAACGUCAGUACCUUUUCUUCUAUAAUCUGCAAUGUAUUAUCAAAAUACAGUGCAAUCAAUUUUCAUCGUUCACAUCCGAUAUACAUUGUAGAAAACAAUGAAGCGUUAUUAAUCACUUCCAAUCUUUAACUGUGAUAACGUCUUGUGUUUAUUUUUUUAACGUAAAUAUGAGAAGAUCAUAAAUAACGUUUUAAAAAGAUAUUUUCAAUCGAAGGCGCUUGAUAUGAUAUAAUAUAUAUUUGAUUAUUUUAAAUUAUGUGUCUUAUAGAAAUACAUUACUAUAAAUUUUACGCUUGUAUUCGAUCGCGAGAAUAUUGUAGUAUCGAUAAUUAUUUGAACUGCCUAUUCUCGUAAAAAGUUACGUUAAAUGUCACGUUUCGCUGUCUUAUGCUUCCUUAAUGGAAAAAUUUAGAACUUCUAUUUUAAUGUACUAUUAAUUUUUAUUAACUUCUAUUAAGAAUAAUUUUAUCGAUAAGAGAUUUUAAAUUAUUUGUUACGCAUUAUAACUUGAUUAUCUCUGUGAAACCAAAAGUGGUGUGCGAUGGUGCACACAUGUGGUGAAGAUAGAAGUUUUUAGUAACAGCUUUGCUCAACUAUAUAGCUUGGUAUAGAUUAGCAAAGAUAAUUUAUGAAAAUUAGAAAAUACGAACCAAAUGAAGUUUAUGGAUUUUUACAAAUAAUUUUAUAUUUAUUCGUUUUAUACUUUGAUCAAUUUCAUCUUAAUUUCGAAUUUAGGUAUUCCAUUACAUUUGGAAACGGUUGGUUCUUCCCUAGACUCUGAAUUCUUCAGGAAACUAUUUUUAAAUCUUCAUACGAUAACGUUGCAAUUUCAUUUACGAGUUUCACCUAUUGACAUCGUCACAAUUGUAUUUUGUUAACUAUCUUGUGAUAUAAGGUGUCUCGAAAUUAUUUUUGUAUUCCCGUGUAUUUAAGAUAUUAAUUUAUAUGUAUGAUAUGAGGAAAAUAUUUUGUGCAAUCUAUUAAUUUAACUAUAUAUUUUUCAUUCGUAUAAUAAUUUAGUUGAAAAUUUGUCUUGCCUAUAGUUUUUAAAGAUCUCAGGAGAAUACACGAAAAGAACUAUUUCUUCCAAUUGUUAUCUGUUCGAGACACCAUAUACCGAGUUCUGGUGAAUGAUAUCGAUAUGAUAAUAUCUUAUACUAUCUUUUUACUUUCCUAUAGGUAGGAUGAAACGCUGUAUUAUAAAUUAAUUCUUAGUACUUUUCUUUAAUUUAUCACUUACAAACACGAGUAAUAAGUAAAAGUAGUGCCUUGAUACUUUAAUAAAUAAAAAAAUAAAUUAUUUUCUAACAGAGUAAUUUAAUUGUUAUUUGACUGACAUCGUAUAAUAUUUAAUGGCUCUAAUAGAGCAUAUUAAUAUGCAUAGGAAUGUUAUAAAGAAAAGUAUAACUACACUCUGAAUGGUGUUAUCAAUAUUUGAGUUACAUGCAUUCUGUUUCUGUUUUGUAUGAAGCUAUACAAAGGAACACUUCUUGUAUGAAAACUUUUUGUAUUAUGAUAACUAAAUCUUGCAUUAAUUUUCCUCGCACGCAUUUGUGUUUAACCACACUGUUCUACUAUUUUGGAAUAUCUGCGUUGUUGUUUUGUUUCGCUUUGAUUUGAGUACUGCAGGCCAGAACUUAGGUAUGGAUUGCACUGGAAUAUGUGACCCCUGGACAUCGGAGAAAAGAUAUCGUGGCAUGACAAAACAGGAUCAGAAGUACUCAGUUCGUGCUCAAUAAAGAACAUGGUUUAAGAGAACUGAAGUGAUAAAUAUGAAGCGAUUAUAAGGGCUCUCCAAUGUUUUUACCAAACAUUGACUGAUGUCCUAUGUCUGGGUCGUUUACAUAUACGGCACAUUCCAGCUGCUUUUAAUGAGAUGCACUAUGUGAAGUUUAUUUUAUUCAAACGUUAGCUUUACAUUAGCAAUCGAUUAUUUGUUAUAGCAGUUUCAAGGUAAAUCGAUCUACUUCGCUUAACAAUUAUCUGAAUCAAAAUGCAAGCUGUAAUGUUGGCAUACAAAAAUAAGUUUUACUUUCCAUGCAAAAUCAAAGAAAAUAUUGACAAUGAUACUGGCCAAAUCCAAACUUUUCACAAAUUUAAUAAAAUUAUAAAAUAAUAAUGAACGUUACAAUUAGUAUUGGGUUUCUAUACAUUUUUGAUAGUUGUAUGCACACAUAUCUUACAUUAUUCAUACAUGCCCUAUAUGACAUUGCAUAAUCAUUCCAUAAACUAGCUUCAAUUCAAAGCGAAUCAGUGCUUUAGGGAAUGUUUGUAUGUCGCUUGAAAGUUGAAAUACAUAUAGCAUUACACUAUGCACGUAGAAUUAUGUGAGCAUACUGUCAAUGUAGUUAAGGCUAUCAAAGUGUAUAUUUAAAAAAAGAAACAAUGCCAGAGCAUUUUGAAACGUUGCAAAUUUAACAUCUGUAUUAACUGAAUUGGCACAACAAUAUAUACAACUUUUAAAAUAAACAGAUUUUCAGUUGUUUGCAUAUAUAUGUAUAUAUAUACAUGCAUAUAUUCGCAAUACUUAAUUUAUAUAUUGUCAUGUUUUCUGUAUUAUAUUAUGUAUCGGGAAUAAAACUACAUUUACUUUAACGUCGUUUCAUCUUCAUAUUGAACUAUAUAUUUAUAUUUCAAGCCACCAACUUUGUGAUAGGCUGUGAGUGGCAUAUUAUUUUUAAGUUUAAGAGAGAAGUAUGAAGAACUUUUGAAUCCGUCACAUCCAUCUAUACCAUAGAAAUGUGGUAAUCAAAAUAUGUGAUUGUGCAAGUAAUAUUGCUGCAUUAAUCGUUAAUUGUAAUCCUUGUUUUGUUUAUGAGAUUAUGAUCAUCCCAUUAUAUGCAGUAUGAAGCUAUUAUGAAAAAAUAUAUUGGUCUUACGAAUGUGCACUAUAUUAGAUCUGUCAUUAUUGCUUUGGUGCUUCAAAUAUUUUUAAUAUUUUAUGUAUACAAGUACAUUUUUAAUCGGAUAAUUUUAGGAGAUAUACUUGUAUAUAUUUUUAAUAUCAUUCGAUUAUAUUAUCAUCUGAAUUAAGUGAAAAUCCUUUUAUGAAAAAAUUUAUCUUGUUUCAAAAUCUAAAAGAAUUUUCUUUCUAUUAAAACAUUAUAUUUUAAUUAUAUCUACUUCAAUAUUUUAUCAUCAAUUUUAAUUUAUACGUUGUGUUUAAAUAUUAAUUUUACGUGUGCUCUCGAUACAAUUGCUCAUGCAUUUAAGACAGAUAUCAUGCGCCUGAGAGCUCGGAGGCCUAGAUUUUGAGACGUUUAAUAUGUGGUAUAUAAAUUCUAUUACAUAAGAAAAGUUACUAAUAAAGUGUUCACGUGAAAUUGUAGAGUAAUCUACAGUUUUAUCAGCACUAUAUCGUUCAAUUAACAAAUACUGCACUUCGAUAUAAAUAAAUAUAAAAAUAAUACUUUUCCUCUAUUAAAAUUGGCCAUGAAGAUAAAAACAAAAUUAAUAUAAAUAUAAAGUUGUUAUAUAAAGAAUUGCAUGGUAAAUAUGCAAAUGCUACUUCUACAAAACAUUUACAAUCGAAAAGAGUACUACAAAAAUUUAAUUUACCUAUAAAACAUAUCUGUAUUUUAUUGAAUGUUUGCAUUAUAUUGUGUUGUAAGUUUUAAUUACUUUGACUUUGUAAGAAUGUAUUCUUAUAUAUACUAAUAGCAUGUAUCGUUAAUUUGAUAAAAUUUGUUAUUUUCGUCAUACCAUAAAACGCAUUAAUAUUUUACUGCGCCUACAGAGUUAAAUCGUUGAUUGGAUUCAAUAUGCAAGAUCUAUGCUAAUACUGUUUGUUACUAUUUUGUAUUUGAGAAUGAAUGUGCGAUACAAUAGUCUACACAAGAAACUCAUAUACUUACUCGUCAGCAAGUAUAUAUAUCGUUUUAACGAGAAUACAUAUACUAACAAUACAAUAUUUUAGUAUUGUAGCUCUCAGGUGCAACUAUUGUUAUUCGAUAAUAUGUAAGUAACGAUUUAUAAUAAAUAUUACAACUUGUAUUACUACCCAUAUAAUCUAUUAAAGGAUCAAGUGCAUACCCUGUCCUAGUGAAGUCCAAUUAACGGCCGACGUACGAAAAGGAUACAACAUCGAAAACUAUGAUAAUUUUUAAAUAAUAUAACCGAUUAUAACAAACGAAUCACGUAAACUUGCUAUCAAAUUUUAAGACCUUAAGUCGAAACGCUAAUUCUCUUGCUAAAUAAAAUACAUUCGAUACGAUGAAGUACAUGAUUCAUGAAUUACAUAUAGGCAUAUGAAUCCUGAAGAAAUUUGAAAUGUUAUUACUUGUUAUCGGAUCGAAGAUGAACAAAAAAGCGAUCUAAUUUUCUUAACGAUCGAUGAUCAUCUCGGUUUUCUGGAAAAUGCAUUUUCAUAAGCGAUUUUAAGAAUUGAUAAAAGAAUUGAUUGAAGACCGCUAGUCUGAACGAAUGCUAGUCUGCUAUCGAGAAAUGAAAUUUAUUCGAAUUACUCGUUAUUAGUUCGUAUAAAUAAAAGUUCGUAUUAAAAAUAAAAAUCUUUGGUGAUAUAUAAGCGUCGAUUUUACGAAACGCGUAUUGCACGCGAUCAAUCAAAAAUUCAUAAAAACUAUAUAUUCGUUUUCAAGUAAAUGCGUAACUUUAAAAAUUAUAUUUCAUAGACAUAUUCUUGGCAGUUAAUUACAAAUAAUAUUAAUACUUAUUUUUCAAACGUAUCAUGAAUAAAAAAUAAGAGUCACACUAUUAUAUUUUAAGAUAGAACGUACACAUACGAUGAUCGAGCUUUUAUUUUCCGAUACGAUAUGUGUAAGUUGUACAUAAAGUUCUUGUAAAAAUGUAUUGUUUCUAUUGUACAAUUUAAUAUAAUAAAAUUAAAUUGCCCGAUGUAAUAGUCGAAAAA